AUGGAUCCUCCAAGCAUUUCACCUCUAUUGGAUCGACUUGAAGAUGAGCUCGAUAAUCUCGAGGAAGCACUACAGCCCAUCCUUGGUAACAUCUCGGAUGUCGCCAACAAGCUACCCCUACUUGAUAAAGCCAAACUCUACGUACUUGCGACGUAUUCUAUAGAAUCGAUGCUCUUCUCUUCCCUCCGACUCAAUGGCGUUGAUGCGAAGGAACACCCCGUCUUCAAGGAACUAGCCCGCGUGCGGCAGUACUUCGACAAGAUCAAGAACAUCGAGACACCCCCGGAGAAACCCGAGCAGACUUUGAAUAAGGAAGCCGCUAUCCGAUUCAUUAAAGCAGACUUAGCUGAGAACAAUAACAAAGUUGUUAACACCAAGCUUAGCGAGAUGAUCGCGAAGGAACGCGCCAAGGCUGCCCUCAAGGCCGCCAAAGCAGGUGGUAAGCGAAAAGCUGAAGUAUCCGCCCCUCCGGAAGAAACAACUGAGUCCAACGGUGAGGAACUGGAAUCAGAGGAUUCGCGGAAGAAAAAGAAGAAAGAGAAGAAGGAGGAAAAGAAGCAUAAGGACAAAAAGAAUAAGAAGACAUCCAAGAUUCGGAGGGUCCUAAAUCACCUUGCUUACUUUCACCCCAUAUGCGCGCGUGUCGACCCCAAUGUUCCCGUCGAGACUUCGAUCAAGACGUUGGCCGAACUCGUCAAGGAGUGCAAGAUCGGAGGCAUCGGCCUAAGCGAGGUCAGCGCAAAUACGAUCCGCAAAGCAUACGCCGUACAUCCCAUCUCGGCCGUCGAGAUCGAGUUAAGUCUGUUUACAACCGAUCCGCUGCAUAACGUCGGCAUCCCUAUUGUAGCCUACAGUCCUGUCGGCCGCGGCUGGCUAACGGGCAAGCUGCGCAAGCCCAAGGACAUCCCAGCGAACGACUACCGACGCAUGCUCUCGCGCUUCCAGCCGGGUAUCUUCGAGCAGAACCUCCAGCUCAUCGAGGCCGUAGAGCAGCUCGCCAAACGCAAGGGCGUCACGACGGCGCAGGUGGCUAUCGGGUAGGUGGUCGAGCAAGGUGCCAUCCCUAUCCGCGGCUCCGCCCGGGCCGAGAGAGUUAUCGAAAAUACGAAGGCUGCGGAGUUGGCGGAUGAAGAUUUGAUUGAGAUUCGGAGGAUUCUUGAGGCCCUGCCUGUUAGUGGUGAGCGCUACGGAGGUAAUUUCGAGGAGCUGAUUAACCUAUAGUAGAUAUGCAUGUAUACCUACCUUGGUACUCACGAAUAAAGAAGAUAGCUCAAUAUAUUGCGAAGUUUUUUUUUUUUU
This is a messenger RNA of Daldinia caldariorum, 1299 nucleotides long. Its product is annotated as NADP-dependent oxidoreductase domain-containing protein. Gene Ontology annotation, cellular component: exosome (RNase complex); nucleolus. NCBI's taxonomy places the organism in Eukaryota, Fungi, Ascomycota, Sordariomycetes, Xylariales, Hypoxylaceae. Gene Ontology annotation, biological process: regulation of gene expression; maturation of 5.8S rRNA. Gene Ontology annotation, molecular function: DNA binding; RNA binding. The transcript is spliced from 4 exons. Bases 1 to 1041 code for a protein of 346 amino acids. The record is from RefSeq and is a predicted model, not a curated record.